CCGUGUCGCCACCUUCUUUGUCUACGGCCCAACAUUUCGACACCGGGGAGGUUGUCUGUCUUUUUUCUUUUUUUGUAAUUUUGAGGAUAUAUUUACCGAUAUAUCCCAAAUAUUCUAACAUUUAAUGACAGUCGACUCUGAGCUAUUUAUGCCUAAAAGUAAAGCACCAAAAAUGGAUGACCUGGACUACAUUCCUGUAGACCUGAGCCCAGAGGAGCGCUCUGAGCUGGAGGAUAUUCGCAGGAGGAAAGGUGUCCUGUUGCAGGAGAUCCAGAGACUCAGAGAGGAGCUACGAGAGGCUAUCUUAGAGGUAGAGGGACUGGAGACCAGUACAGAGGGCAGUAAAACUUUACAGAAAAGUAGACAUGUGGCUAUGGGACGGAAGAAGUUCAACAUGGACCCAAAAAAGGGGAUUUUGUUCCUGGUGGAGAACGAGCUGCUUAGACACACACCAGAGGACAUCGCACAGUUCUUAUACAAGGGAGAAGGCCUAAAUAAGACAGCUAUAGGAGAUUACCUGGGAGAAAGAGACGACUUCAACAUCAAGGUGCUUCAAGCUUUUGUUGACCUCCAUGAGUUUACAGACCUUAACCUUGUGCAGGCCCUCAGACAGUUCCUGUGGAGUUUCCGUUUGCCAGGCGAAGCCCAGAAGAUUGACAGAAUGAUGGAAGCUUUUGCUCAGAGAUAUUGCCACUGUAACCCUGGUGUCUUCCAGAGCACAGACACAUGUUAUGUGCUUUCAUUUGCCAUAAUUAUGCUGAACACAAGCCUGCAUAACCCCAAUGUGAGGGACAAACCUGGCUUGGACCGUUUCAUCUCAAUGAACCGCGGCAUCAACGAUGGAGGAGACCUACCAGAGGAGCUGCUCAGAAAUCUUUAUGAUAGCAUUAAGAAUGAACCAUUUAAGAUCCCGGAGGAUGAUGGCAAUGACCUCACACACACAUUCUUCAACCCAGACAGAGAGGGCUGGCUUCUUAAACUUGGGGGAAGAGUGAAAACUUGGAAGCGUCGAUGGUUCAUCCUAACAGACAACUGUCUUUAUUACUUUGAAUAUACCACAGAUAAGGAGCCACGAGGUAUCAUUCCUUUGGAAAACCUUAGCAUCCGUGAAGUAGAGGAUCCAAGGAAGCCUAACUGCUUUGAACUGUACAUCCCAAACAACCGUGGGCAGCUCAUUAAGGCAUGCAAGACAGAGGCUGAUGGGAGGGUGGUGGAGGGGAACCACAUGGUGUACCGCAUCUCUGCACCCACACCGGAGGAGAAGGACGAGUGGAUCCACAGCAUCAAAUCUGCAGUUAGUGUGGAUCCCUUCUACGAAAUGCUUGCUGCCAGGAAGAAGCGUAUAUCACUGAAGAAGAAAGAGGAGCAGCCUUAGGUUACUUCUGUAUUCCUCUCCUUCUCCUAUUAUCAUCCCUGCUGCUCGCACCUCUCUUUAAGCUUUCUUCCUCCUCCUUCUUCCUGAAAAAUGUGUCCUCUUUCACUUUUGAGGACUUCUUCCUGUCUUGUCAACCAGACUCUGAAAAAGCUGCAACCAGAGUGAAAAGUUUGGCUGCUGAGGCUGCCGUUCACACUACUGCUGUCACACUCAACCCGGAGCACAAUAACACUACUUUUUGUCUUCACUCUUAGUAAAACAGGCUAAAAAGCAUCUUGAAGACUUUAUCCACACUACAAAUUAUAUAUAUAUUUUUUCUUUUUGUUUUUUUUCUUCCACACUGGCUGGCCUCUUUUGGGGAUUUAUACACUUUAAGUUACUUGAAUGGUUUGGCAUUGACUUUUUAUAUUUUAGUUGUUCAGAUUAUAGAGAACAAAGUUUUGCAGGCACCGGGUUUUUUGAAGGUAUGUUGCAAAGAUGGACUGUUUGGCUUGUUUACUUUCCAAAUACUUCCUGAAAGGGUUAGUGUGGAUCACAAAGUCCCAUUACAAGAGGUUUCUUAGAUUUUUCCAAAAUGCUGUGAAUACAGUUUUAUUCAAGCAGCUGCAGCUUCAUGAAAUUCUCCUUAACCAUCAUCGAUGUCGCCUUAAUGAGAUAUUCCCUUUCUUGAUUGUGUGUAGCCGAGAAAAAAAAUGUGAAGUAAUAAUAGGUUUUUAUGCUGAUAGAGCUGUGAAAUUUAACACUAAUUUAAUACUCCAAAUGGCAGUAAAUUCACAUUCAGACCUAACUACUCAAUUAUCACAAGGAAAGUGUCAUCAAUGUAUAUUACAGUGGAUUUCAUAGUGGGAACACUACAUACAGGAUGAACUUAAGCAUUUUUCUCAACAUGUUUGAGCAGUAGCAUAAUCUAGCAUUGCUGUCUGGAGGCUUGUUAAAUGUUUGAUCUCAUCUUGUCUUUUCAGAAUUAGCAUAACCGCAUGACAUCAUCUUUGUUUUUGCUCAACGCUAUGAACUUCAUCUGUUUAACUCUGUCCACCAAGAUGGGCUUUGUGAAGUCACAAAGGCAGCUCUUUUCAAUGUACACUUUUUGUAAAUAGAAGUUAGCAUAUUUGUUUACGAAAAGCAUAGAUUUGAUUUAAUUUAUUAUUUAUCUUUUGUUAAAAUCUGAUUUUCUUUUUGUACAAGUUAUUGUUUUACUGCAUGUUGGACAGAAGGAUCAGUGAUCGGUACUGAUGCAUGGUCGACCAUGUUAGUGCGCUGACUUGAAAAUGUGUUUCCUGGUUACAUGAAAAGAUAACGUUUGAUAUUGAAGUUGGUUUAUGCAUUAAAGUUAUCCUGCUUGUUAGCUUUUAGAAAAUAUGAGAUUAAAUGGUCCUUUUUUUAACUAAGGGAAUAGAAUUGUAAAGCACAUGCAGAGGUGGGUUUCUCACACUUUGCUGUUAACCUUAAAGGGUAUAUAUCAUCACUUCUCCAACAUUUAUUUUUAAAUAUGUUCAGGCUUGCAGACUGAUAUUUAGAAAUGUGUAAUAAAAUGAGAAGGUUACGUUUAAUGUCCCUAUUAACUCUCACAUCAGCAGAUAAGUAGUGGCAAAGUCUCUAACUUGAGUUUGAGUAAAUAAAUGAAUUUUGAGUUCACGGAUAUAGAGACUUGGCAAACCAGGACUCCACACAGAGAUUUAAAGUGCAAUUUGGUGAGUCCACUCUGUAUACAAUUUGCUGUGAAUUUACUGUCAAAUGUCCACUUGUUAGAAAACUAAAACGCGACUAAAACAUUUUGACAACAUUCGGACAGAUGCUGUAAUUUCUUCCCUAGCAAUGCCACUCAGAUGUCCACAGACACACACAAAAAUGGCCUCUUUUCUAUCUGUUAGCCAUGCAGCAGUUGUGUGAGGCUCACUUUACUCUGCAUUUGACUCAUUUGGAUUUACCUGCGCUGAAUAAUGUAGCUAUCAAACUAUUAUUCUAAUGACUUAAUCUGUUUAACAUUACACAUGUUGAAUGGAGGACACAUUAAAAUACUAAGUAUCACACCGUUGCUACGGUCACAUUUGAAAUGCCUUAGACACUGAUCAGAAUUAUAUUACUAGUGAGGCUUUUUUUUAGCAAACAUCAACUUGAAUUGUUUAGAAAGAGGGGUUAUUUAGAUCUAAUUAUGGAAGUUGAAAGGUAUUUUGCACCAGAAGAGCAAAAUUGAUAGUCUUCUCAUUGGUCUGACUGUUAACUCCCUGUUUCAGCUUUCAAUUCUAGCCAUGCCAUAAACUGAGUUGCACCCUUUUCCUUCAUGUUUUAGUUGUUGCUUCCCUAAAAUGUAAGAUUUUGUUAGAGGUUAUGAAGCUCAUUAAUAUUUCCUGAUUUGUUUUUGGGGUUUUUACUUAACUUUUUACUUAACUCAAUGUGUUCAACAGCGGUCUAUUUGACACGGCUAAUUUAGUUGAAAUGUUACUGUAAGAAAGGCUAGAAACUUCUCAAGUUUAAAAGGAUAAUAUUUGUUUUGUGUCUGAGAUAUGAUGAUAUAUACCCUUGGAAGUCUGAGAAGGAUUAUGAGCUGAAAUUUAAAUGUUAAAAAGAGCUUGCUAAAUGAUAAACAAUAAUUAAGCUUUGAUUUAUCAAUAACUGACAAUAGAAAAAGUUCAAAUUUGUCGCCAUAAAUGGAUUUGCUUAACGUCCAGGUCAUAAACUACAUAUUUGAUUGUUCUUUUUUUUGGGCGGGGGGGCUACUAUAUGCAGCACUUUAUCAAGUUUAGCAUUUUGGGGGAAAAUGCUGUUACUCUGACUCACUCCAAUACAAUGUGGCACCUCCUGUUGGUAAUCGCACACAUAAACAAAACAAAAAACAAUGGGAGUUUAUUUUAAGAUGUCCUGUCCGUUAUCUAAACUUUUAAAAGUGGCUGUCAGAUCCUAUGUUUAAAUGAAGUCACAAUAUCCUCUAUUUUUGGUUUGUUUUGAUCCUUCUGUUGCCAAUAUUACCUGGACUGUUAAUAAUGCUACUCUCAUGUUUUAAUGUUCAAAGUUGCCAAAAAAUAAAACGGAGUCCAGGUAGAAGCAAGAAUGAAGACUAAAAUGACCCUAAUGAAAGAGAUGCUUCUCUACAGAGCCACUGCAUUCAGAAAAUGAUUUUUUGUAUUUAUUUAUUUUUUGUUUACUUCGAGGUAGAGAUGGGUUCAUCAUCUGUACAUGUAGCAAAAGGAAAACUACGAUGCAUUGGUGCCAGUAAAAUACUGUGUAACAAUUAAAAAGUG
Molecule: messenger RNA, 4614 nt
Organism: Cyprinodon variegatus (sheepshead minnow)
Lineage: Eukaryota; Metazoa; Chordata; Actinopteri; Cyprinodontiformes; Cyprinodontidae
Gene: cyth2
Product: cytohesin-2
Exons: 12
Coding region: 125-1375 (416 amino acids)
Biological process (GO): regulation of ARF protein signal transduction
Molecular function (GO): guanyl-nucleotide exchange factor activity
Source: RefSeq, a predicted model, not a curated record